Molecule: messenger RNA, 2880 nt
Organism: Pleurotus ostreatus (oyster mushroom)
Lineage: Eukaryota; Fungi; Basidiomycota; Agaricomycetes; Agaricales; Pleurotaceae
Exons: 15
Coding region: 1-2880 (959 amino acids)
Cellular component (GO): plasma membrane
Molecular function (GO): calcium-activated cation channel activity
Source: RefSeq, a predicted model, not a curated record
AUGUCGACAGGCGUCGAACGUGUUGGUAGUGCUUUAGAGGAAGGAAGGACAUUGGCACCCGCCGCUGUGGGCUCGCAGGUGGUGAUCAUGAGUGGGAUUUCCAUCGCCACAAUCCUCUUGUUCAAUUUUUUGCGGCCCAAAAACAAGAUCAUUUACGAACCCAAAGUCAAGUACCAUGUUGGCAAUAAGGCCCCUCCUCGCAUCUCCGACUCCCUAUGCGGAUGGCUCCCGCCGCUCUUGCAUACCAAGGAACCCGAACUAGUGGACAAGAUCGGCCUUGACGCGGUAGCCUUCCUUCGUUUUCUUCGCCUUAUGCGGUGGUUCUUCACAGGCGUUGCUAUCCUCACGUGCGGCGUCCUCAUCCCCAUCAACGUUAUGUACAACCUUGACCACGUCAAGCCCCGCAACCGAGACAUCCUCAGUAUGAUGACCAUCCGCGAUGUGAAGGGCAUGCGCCUGUAUGCUCAUGUUGCCAUUUCCUACAUCAUCACUUUCCUCCUUAUGGGACUUGUCUACUUCCACUGGAAACGAAUGGUGCAACUUCGCGCCGCUUGGUUCCGUUCGCCAGAAUACAUUCAAUCGCUGUACGCUCGAACCCUCCAGAUCACGCACGUACCGAAGAAAUUCCAAUCAGACGAGGGUAUCCGGAACAUCUUGCAUAACAUCAAUAUGCCGUACCCAGCUUCCGCGGUACAUAUCGGACGCAAAGUCGGUAGACUUCCAGAGCUCAUUGAAUAUCACAACAAGACCGUUAGGGAGCUAGAGAACGUCUUAGUGAAGUAUCUCAAGGGGGGUCGACCCGCUAAGACGCGGCCCACCAUACGCGUUGGUGGAUGCUGUGGUAUGGGGGGACAAAGAAAGGAUGCGAUCGACUUCUAUACCAUGAAGCUCAAAAGGACCGAAGCUGCAGUAGAAGAAUUUCGUAAUCAAAUAGAUACUCGCAAAGCGGAGAACUAUGGCUUCAUUUCUUUAGCUGCGGUACCAUACGCUCACGUCGCUGCCAAGUUACUCUCAAGGAAGUCUCCGAAAGGGACUACUAUCGCUCUUGCCCCCAAUCCAAAGGAUAUAAUUUGGGAGAACAUGACGAAGUCCGAUGCUGCUAUCGCUCGCAAGCGAUUGGUAGGAUAUUGGUGGUUGGUUAUCUUUUGUAUCCUAAAUCUCAUCCCGCUUUUGCUGGUGGCUAUUCUGGCCAAUCUCGACGCCUUCAGAAGCACCGGAUACAUUGGAUUCUUGGACAGUUGGACUGACUCUUCGCCAGUCACCUUCGCCAUCGUGUCCGGUUUCCUUCCCCCUGCGGUCGCCGGAAUCUUCAUAUACUUCCUACCAAGAGUCAUGCGUUGGUUGACGCAAUACAUGGGCGCAUCCACACAUGCCAGGCUUGACCGUGCAGUCAUAGCUCGCUAUUUCGCUUUCUUGGUCAUUAGUCAACUUAUCAUAUUCACCCUCAUCGGUGUUGUCUUCAACUCUGUCGCCGAGAUUGUCCGCCAAAUCGGAAGAGGGAAAUCCGCGACAACAGUUCUCAAGAGCUUGGAUAAGCUACCCGGCAACAUCCACAGGACAUAUAUCAACCAAGCGUCAUAUUGGCUAAAAUGGUUCCCAAUGCGUGGAUUCUUGGUGGUGUUUGAUCUAGCUCAGAUUGUCAAUUUAGUGUGGAUAUUCUUCAAAACGAGGAUUUUUGGAAGAACCCCCCGUGACAUAAGGGAAUGGACGCAACCUUCAAACUUCGAAUACGCCAUCUCUUACUCUAACCUCCUCUUCAUGGCAGCGGUUGGACUUCUAUUUGCGCCACUUGCACCCUUGGUGUCCCUUGCGGCGGCCAUUGUAUUUUGGAUGAGCUCCUGGGUCUACAAGUAUCAACUGAUGUUUGUGUACGUGUCCAAGGUCGAGACGGGAGGGCGGCUCUGGAAUGUGAUGAUCAACCGUCUGUUAGCGUCUGUCGUCCUCAUGCAAUUGCUUGUGGUCCUCACCAUUGGUCUCCAAGACAAAUUCCAUACCCUAAAAUGGCUAUCAACCGUCCCGCCUAUCAUCUUGAUCCUCAUCUUCAAGAUCUUCCUCAAGAGGAAAUUCAAUUCAAAAUUCCGAUACUACACCCCUACCGAGGAAGAGUUGCGGGAUGCCCACGUUCACUCGGCUAAGGCAGACGUUCGGGGCCACCGUCUCGAGCAUCGCUUUGGACAUCCGUCCCUCCACGCAGAGCUUUUCACGCCUAUGCUACACGCUAGGAUGAUGCCCCUGCUUUCUGAGGUGUACAAGGGGAAAAUCAGCGAAGCUGAAAAGAAGAAUGGAGAGGAGAAGGAGACCGUACAACUCAUCGAGGGUCUUACCAUCGCUGCAGUGAACCAACACGAUCUCGAAUACGAUCCAGUGCUCUAUCAGCGAGACCGAGGCGAACUCGACUGGGACGGUCGGUCGAUGGCCACUACAAAUAUCCUGGGAAGUGACGUUAUGACUGUUUACUCUAAAUCCCCGUACACGCCAUCUCCUGAAAUGGCAACAUAUGGAUAUGAUGGCUACCUCAAAGCCGAUCCGCCAAUGCCACGGCCUGAAUUGGCCCCAGGAAACACAUCGUCUUGGAUUGCCCCCGAUCAACAAGCAGAUUACUUUGGUCAUUCCAGGCCCACGACUUCGAUUUACUCUGAUGGAUCGACAGUAAUAUCCGGAACGAUGCCCUCGCCUAUGAGUCAGAUCGGUUCGCCGCCUACACCGAUGUAUCCCCAACCUCAGUCGCACAGUUUUGGCAUCCAAGAACACUACUUCGCGCAACCCCAGCCCAAUCCUCAGACACCAUACAACCCCUACGAAGCAAAUGCCGGAUCUUUUGCGCAAGGUCCACAAUUUCCUCCGCACCAACCUUCCUCGCCUCCAAGAAACGGCCCGUGA